AUGCUGCAGACGAUGUGCCGCGUGCAGGGACAGAUGCAGAGCGGUGGUGGUGGUGGUGGCAGUGCAGCUGUGAGUGUGGGAGUUGGUUCUGGUAGCAGCGCUGUACAAAGUGGCGCCAAAGACGAAGAGGCUGAUGUUGUUGGCGUUGGCUCCGGCAGCGUGGUUAGCAGUGGUGUUGUUAGCGGCAGCACUGGAGUGCAAAACACAACAACAUUUGAUAGUGAUCAACUAAAUCCACAAGAAUGCACGCCAGAAAUGUUAUUCUUGCAUGGUACUCCCGCGCAAGUAUUGUACAACUUGGGUGUUUUGAAUGGCCUACUCAUACCCGCAUUGGAUCCUUACGGCGAGGCGGCACUGCAAGUGCAAUCUGCUUGGCUGCACUCGGGUUGCGCGCAUUUCAUUUUGGAGUUACUAACCAAAAAUAAUUUCCUACCCAAUGCUGAUAUGCACACCAAACGUGCUGCGUUUCAUUGUGUGUUGCGUCUGGCCAGGUUGUUCCUCUACACUGUUGGCUAUGUGCUAUCACGUGUCGGCGACGAGCCAAUGCUUCGUGACUUUGAUGUUGGCGCACGCUCACAAGUCGAAAUACUUAAGCAAAUACUGAGCUCAAUACCGAAUAAUUCGGAGAGCACCAUGCGCGCUAUUUCCACGAAGUUAGCUGAAAUUUUAGCUGCGGAAAUGCUUUCGGCCAGUGCCGAAGGCGAACGCUGUCGCAUCCUAUUUAGUUCGACGUUGCAAUGGUCCUCUCCGGACAUUACGACUAUUAAGGCAGUCAUACAAUUGGCUUGGUCGUCAUCCUGUGGCAAUCUGCAGGCGCUUGGUAAUAAGAAUGACUUCGCUAACGACAUCACAAUGCCGGAUGCACAAGAUUUCGCAAUGUGCAAAGAGGCUUUAGAAGUGCUAACCAUUUCAUUGGUGCUUAAUCCGAGUGCUAACGAGGCGUUGAGUAACGAUCCCAUUUGGCCGAAAUUCAUUACAUCGCUUAUACUAAAGAAUCCAUCGCGCCAUGUGCGUCAAAUAGCUGCUGAUCAGCUGUUUCUUUCGUGCACCUAUUGCGCCGGCGACCGACGUCCAUUCGCUUACAUGGUAAAUCUGCUCGUAAAUUCAUUGAAGGUACUGGUGCCGCAAUACGAGGCCACAUGCGCUGACUUCUUUCAACUGCUGUGCCGCACACUCUCGUACGGAAGCGUAUGUAAUUGGCCGCUCAACAUCGGCGAUGGUCUGCUGACUGAGGAGAUCAAUUGGUUGCAAAAGAUACGCGAGAAUGUUUUAGUCACCGGCGAUAUACAGGUGCAUGAAGAUUUGUUGGAGGGACAUUUGUGCUUGGCCAAAGAGUUGAUGUUUUUCUUGUCGCCCGAAACCAAAGCGCAACUUACCGAUCUGAUAGAUGAGGUUAUUGAUAUCUUUCUGUUCCCAUCAUCACGAGAGUAUCUCCACUUGCGAAAGUUCAAUAAGCUGAGGAACCCAACCUCGCCACCACCCGUCUGUCGCAGUCCGCACACCAUAGCAGCGGCUUGCGAUUUGUUGAUAGCACUUUGUCAGAAUUCUGUUCCUAACAUGAAGCUGCUAACUAAUACGCUUAUAGAUUUCGUAUGCACAGAUACGGAGCCGUUGCGCGAAUGGGACUUCUUACCGCCAGUUGGGCCGCGACCGAUAAAAGGAUUUUGUGGUUUGAAAAAUGCCGGUGCCACGUGUUACAUGAAUUCGGUGCUGCAACAAUUAUAUAUGGUGCCAUCCAUACGCGUCGGCAUACUGAAAGCUGAUGGCGCUGCUACAAUUGAGAAUGAGGAUUUUAGUGGUGAGUCUGAUGUGGCCAGUAUUAAUAGUGCGCUAUUCUCCAGUCCUGGUAGCGGUGAAGACAAUAGCAGCACUGAUGUGCGAAAAAACUAUCAUGUGGUGAUAUUGAAGUAUGUGCAGGCGAUAUUUGCCCAUUUGGGUCACAGUGCACUGCAAUACUAUGUGCCGCGUGGCCUUUGGGCGUACUUCAAAUUACAAGGCGAACCCGUGAAUUUACGUGAGCAACAAGAUGCUGUUGAAUUUUUCAUGUCACUAUUCGAAAGCCUGGAUGAAGGUCUCAAGGCUUUAGGUCAUACUCAACUAAUGAAUGCCACUUUGGGUGGUUCAUUUAGCGAUCAAAAGAUUUGCCAAGAAUGUCCGCAUCGAUAUUCCAAGGAGGAGCCAUUCAGUGUGUUCAGCGUGGAUAUUCGAAAUCAUAGCUCACUAACCGAAUCGUUGGAGCAGUAUGUAAAGGGUGAACUUCUAGAGGGAGCUGAUGCAUACCAUUGUGAUAAAUGUGAUAAAAAAGUAGUUACAGUUAAGCGGUUGUGUGUAAGAAAACUACCGCCUGUGUUAGCCAUUCAAUUAAAACGUUUCGAAUACGAUUACGAGCGCGUUUGCGCUAUUAAAUUUAACGAUUACUUUGAGUUCCCACGUGUACUCGAUAUGGAACCAUAUACAGUAUCUGGCUUAGCCAAACUGGAGGGUGAAGUCGUCGAGGUGGGCGAUAAUUGCCAAUCAAAUGGCGAAACUACCAAAUAUGAGUUAACUGGCAUUGUGGUACAUAGCGGACAGGCCUCCGGUGGCCAUUACUUUAGUUACAUACUUUCUAAGAAUCCCUCCACUGGUAAGGAGCAAUGGUAUAAAUUCGACGAUGGUGAGGUGAGCGAAUGCAAAAUGCACGAGGAUGAAGAGUUGAAAGCACAAUGCUUUGGCGGUGAUUACAUGGGCGAGAUUUAUGAUAAUAAUUUGAAGCGCAUGCAAUACAGACGUCAAAAGCGAUGGUGGAAUGCAUAUAUGCUGUUCUAUACACGUUACGAUCAAAAGCCUGUACAAUUUGAACCUUGUGUGGAGCAAUUGUCAUUGGCAGAAAGUCGCAAUUUCGUAUUGCCGCUGCCAAAGCCGAUCGAGCGCAGUGUACGCCAUCAAAAUAUACGAUUUUUACACUCAAAGAGCAUAUUCUCUGUGGAAUUCUUCAAUUUCAUUAAGAAAUUAGUUAGCUGCAGUAUUCCUUCAACACGUCCCGAUAAAAUGACACCAGCUGCUGAAGAACUUUCAUUGUUGGGUGUGCAAUUAGCAUCGCAAUUCUUAUUCCACACAGGUUUUAGAACGAAAAAAUCGCUGCGUGGACCUGUUAUAGAAUGGUAUGAUACACUAUCACAUCACAUUCGCUUCUCCUCAUUGGUGCGCAAAUGGUUUGCAAAUAAUGCGCUUCUCAAUCCUGCGUCUCGUCUCGGCGAAUAUAUCUUAAUGGCUCCAUCACCGGAGGUACGCACUGUAUUUGUAAAGUUGGUAGUUUUCUUCUGCCACUUUGCUAUAGCCGACGAGCCGCUGGCUGGCUACGAAGGCAGCAAUCUGUGUGAACAGAUUUUGAUUAGCGUAUUGGAACUGCUGAAGUGUGAGGCUGUCGAUUAUGGCAAGCAUUUGCCACACUACUUUAGUUUAUUCAGCAUGUACGUGGGCUUGGGUAUACCAGAAAAGCAGCAGUUGUUGAAGUUGAAUGUGCCCUUUAUAUUCAUGCAAGUCGCUUUGGAUGAAGGUCCUGGUCCAUCGAUAAAAUACCAGUAUCCCGAACUGAGCAAGUUGCAUCAGGUAGUUUCGCAUUUAAUACGUUGCAGCGAUAUCUCUGACAAGUGCCAGAAUUCGAAUCAAAAUGCACAACCUCUUGAGAAUCCAUAUAAAGAUCCAAAUAUAAGGCGCGAGGAACUCAUGCCAUUAUCGCCAGAAUGUGCGGACAUACUCUUUAAUCGUACCGGUUACAUUAAGAAGCUAAUAGAGGACACAGCUGUUGGUGAGGAAGGUAUCAAGCUACUACAGUACUGCAGCUGGGAAAAUCCACAUUUCUCACGUGCCGUACUAACAGAACUGCUGUGGCAAUGCGGUUUCGCUUAUUGCCACGAUAUGCGCCAUCACACCGAACUGUUGCUGCAUAUAUUACUAAUCGAGGAUUCGUGGCAACAUCAUCGCAUACAUAAUGCGCUCAACGGUGUAGCGGAGGAGCGCGAAGGCUUGCUGGAGACGAUACAGCGCACAAAGACACAUUAUCAAAAGCGCGCAUACCAAAUAAUCAAAUGCCUUACACAACUAUUCCACAAAUCACAGGUGGCCCUACAGAUGCUGAACUCGAACGCCAGUAUCGCACGGCACUGGACCAUGGCAGUGGAAUGGUUGCAAGAUGAAUUGGAACGGCAACGUAGUUGUCAAUACAAUUCAUAUUCGUGGUCACCACCCGCACAGAGCAAUGACAACACAAAUGGCUACAUGCUCGAACGUUCACAAUCUGCCAAGAAUACAUGGUCCAUGGCGUAUGAAUUAUGCCCUGAAGAGGAACAAGAAGAGACCAACGAGUCGGAUAUCGAGCCAACCGAUGAGACGCAACGACAGCAACAACAAAUUACACAAACCCUGCAGACACCCGCCGUGGGUGAUGCGCUUACAAGUGAUACAGUACCGGCAAGUCCAGCACACAAACCGUUUAUUGUGGGCAUGGCUCCGGGUUGCACCAUUGACUGGUCUGCUGCGAAUACAUUUUCGGUUGAUAGUCAAACAGCAACAACUACGACCACUUCUACCACAAGCAGUGGAAGUGGUGUUGGCGUCGGCGUCGGCGUCGGCAUUGGUGUUGGCGGCGGAACUAGCAGUAGUGUUGUGACAGCUGUAAAUAGCACUGAACCACAGCAAGCCGCAACAGAUGCGAAUAUCAAUGGCUUGACGGCGAACGUGAAGCAGCUGGCACUCUCUCCAAAAACGUCCACCAGCGGCGGCAUUGGUGAGACGACAAUGACUUCAAUGACGACAAUGAUGACUGGCCAAGACAUCGAAAACUCCAAGCAAGCAGUGCUGACAACACAGCAGCAACUCCAACAGCAGCAGCAGACAAUGGCAAUAAUAUCGCCGGCACUUAUGCAACACCAACAACCAGCAGUAGCAGUAGUGACGUUAGCAUUAACAACAACAACAACAACAACAACAACAUCAACCACAACGAUUUCAAUCAGUUUGCCUGUAAAUACAAUAAUUGCAACAGCUACAACCACAACGCCAGCAACAGUAACACCAACAGCAACAACACUAAUAAACACCCUCACAGCGGUAGCAACAUCAACGACAGCCAACAAAUUGGAAAGUAGCGAUAAAAUGACAACAAAAACAACACUGAACUCAGAAGAACAGCGCAUAACGUAGAUGAAGUUUAAAAAAAUGAAUUAAGAAACAAUGAAAAUAUAAAAAUAAACAAGAAAAUGAAAGCAAAAGAGAGAAAACAUUUACGUAAGACGUGCGUUCUUUCAACAUUUAUGAAGCAAAUACACACCCCUACAUGUAUACAAACAUACAUGCAUAUAAAAUAUAUAGAGGAGCAAAGAAGCGUCAGUGCGAAUGGCAACACAAACAAAGAUGCAAAUAUUAUUAAUUUAAUUUAUUCAUUAUGAUAAUAAUAAUACAAGAAAAUAUUGCAAAUAACAAAAUCAAGCGAAAAGCGAAAUGAAGGCAGGCAGGCAGCAAGUAAGCAAAGCGAUAGAAAGAAAAGAUGCAAGCGGUAUGCCGCCCGCUGUGCGUUUGACAGCCUGGGUGGUGCAAGCUGGACGAGUAUCGCAAAGGAGGCAGAGGAACUUGGCGGCAGCAAUAUGCGCUGAUUCGUGAGCUCACUUAGUUCAUUCAACGUGCUAAAGCGCCUAAAAGCAGAUUUCAUACAAUGCAAUGGAACUCACUAUGGCGUGCACACAACUAAGUGCUCAGCGUGUGCACGGCUUUUAAGUGCUCACAUUGCACUUAGCUGUGGUGUGUAAUAAAAGUCGGCGAAGGCUUUGGAUGGCUCUGCAGAGACCGGCAACAGCCAUGCACUGCAUACUAAAUAUAUUUAAAUAUGGUUUUCAAACGAACUAAAUGGAAAAAAAAAAUUAAUACAUACAAGCCCACAAAGAAAAGCACACGCAUAAAAGUGCAUAAUACAUGCACAUACAUACAUACAUACAUGUAUGAAUGUUUGUUAUGCAGCGCAGAGUGGAAGGAAGGAACAUGAGAAGAGGCGGUAAAAGAAAGAAGUCUAAGCUAAGUUAUAAGUCCAAAUUAGUUUACUGAUGGAUGAUAGUGAUAAGCAUGAUGAGCUAAAUAUGCAAAUGAAUCACUUAUGCAUUAAACAUUAAUAUAAAAAAAAAGAAUGACACAAAAACUAGAGAGCUGUAGUGCACACACACACAUACACGAACAACAACAACAACAACACCACUACAGUAACACAUUGCUUGAAGCGAAAAGGAAACUAAAAUAAUUUCUAUGCUUUACGGUAACUAAGCGAAAUGUUGAGACGUGCGAGUAGAGGAAGCGAAUUGAAAAAAAAGAAAAGAAAUUGCGUUUGGUGUGAAGGUAAAAACCAAACAAUUAAAUUUAAUUUAAUUGCAAAUUUACUUCACACAAUUUUAAAUUAUUAUCCAAGCAAAUAAAAAA
Messenger RNA from Rhagoletis zephyria (snowberry fruit fly), 6441 nucleotides. RefSeq names its product probable ubiquitin carboxyl-terminal hydrolase FAF. The record is from RefSeq and is a predicted model, not a curated record. Gene Ontology annotation, cellular component: cytosol; nucleus. NCBI's taxonomy places the organism in Eukaryota, Metazoa, Arthropoda, Insecta, Diptera, Tephritidae. Gene Ontology annotation, molecular function: cysteine-type deubiquitinase activity. Gene Ontology annotation, biological process: protein deubiquitination; cell migration.